AGUCCAGCUGCAGAGGCCGAGCUGAUGUCCACCGCAGCGGCGUUUCUGAGCGAGGUCCCGGGAUGGUUUCUGUGGACGGGAGUCUUCUUCCCCGUGACGGCUCUCCUGCUGCUGCUCCUCGCUCUCCUCGGCUGGAAACUCAGAGAGACAGAGGAAGAGCUGGCCGCGACACCAGACCCUCGGCGAACAGCCAUUCAUCUGUGCUACGGGCCGCACCGGCGAUGAAGAGCGUCAGUCCAGAUCAUCAGAGACCACAACAGCAGACUGUGGCAGUCUUGCGACACAUGCAUGUUAUUUAGAAAGAAAACAGUCUGUUGGAGUCACACAGCAGGAUGAACUUGAAGUCACACGCUCGCUAGGACACAAAAAACAGACAUCACAAAACUACCGAGGUCUUGUAAGGUUUUUGUAUUAUUUCACAGCUCUCCUUAUUCUGAUUGCUGAGUUGCAGCAUAGAGACUGACUGAAAUAAAAACAGCCUCGGAGAACUUCAGUAUUACUUUUGCAAUGAAUAAAAAACGGUGGAGAAUCUCCAGAAAACACUGAAAAUACAAAACUCAGAAUGGGGAUGAAUCAUAUAUAAAUUAAUAUUGCAAUGUUUGUUGUUGUUGAAGCGGACUAUCACUUGUAUCAUCCCUAUAUUUCAGCUUCCAGCCACAUAGACAUUAUUGUAAAUCACUGUAUUUUAUGGACCAAAGCCUUUUUUUUUUUUACAUGCAUUUGGAGCUUGGCAUGCAUUAAAUGUGCAUUCAGCAGAUUGUUUGUUUUUUAAGCUUUAGGCAUUAAUAAAUAAAUAAACAAACAAACUGUUUUUGUUUAGAGUCAUCUGAAUGGUGCACACUCACAUGAGAUCAAGACUGCACUUUAAUCAUUUCAUAUACAAAUGGUUUUAAUUAUAUGGUAAGUUCAGGUCAAAUGGGACAUCUCUGAAACUCACUAAUAUCAGUGUAAGCCGAGACUAUCGUGCUGAUCCACGUCAAUAGAUGACAGUGCAGCGUCUAACUUCACCAGUACUGAUAAUACAUGAAGAACAGUGAUGUUAACGCUAGCUGAACAACUACUGAAAGCACCUUGAAUUUCAGACCUGAGUGCAACGAAUAACCCCCAAAAACUCACAGCCAAUCAUUGAAGAUCAAGCAGUCUCAGGAUUAUUAGAGAAUAAACAAACUUUAAUUGGAAGAGUGUUACACAAUGGGUCGGGUGGGGCAUAAAAACAUGACAGAUCAUUCAAAGCUGCUUAAAAAAAGAAAGAGUCAAUUCUACCAUUAACUGCUAUACACAGGGCUGAUGGAGCAGAAGGGAGCCGGGAGAGAGAGAGCAGGGAGCACGGGCCUCGCUCGACCGCUAAAAACAUCAGCGCUGGCAGUUCAAUCUCAUUUGUUCAUUUAAUCAAAAGUUUCUGAAACCGAUUAAAAAGAUUUAAAAGGGCAAACAGAGCGAUCUCAUCCAAAAUCAUCCGAUUAAAAAAAAACAAAAAAACAAACAAACAAAAAAAACAGGUUUCUACAAAUAUAUAUCUGAAUAUUGGUGCCAGAAAGUGGCUGGAGAUGAGAAAGUCCCCAAAGAGCUGCCUAGGUUUCAUGGUGAAUGGAGUUUUUUGCGUUUGUCUUGUCGCUGAGAGGUAGAAGCCGCUCGUCCUCUCCUCGGUGGAAUGUUUGUGUGUUUGACUGCAGAGAGGAAUGAUUGGCACUGCCGUCCACCAAUGAAAAUCACCCUGUGCUGGU
Onychostoma macrolepis is the source of this 1724-nucleotide messenger RNA. Its product is annotated as small leucine-rich protein 1-like. Lineage: Eukaryota; Metazoa; Chordata; Actinopteri; Cypriniformes; Cyprinidae. The transcript has 2 exons. The record is from RefSeq and is a predicted model, not a curated record. The coding region runs from base 25 to 225 and encodes 66 amino acids.